CCAAACAACCAUCAAAACAGUCACCACCACCAUCAUCAAAACUGUAAACAUAGCGGCGGCGGCGGCAGCGGCGGCAAACGUCACCCUCCGGCCACAGCGUCCGCCUAAAGGGAUGGUUUUCUCGGCGGAGCAGCUCUUCGCUGACCACAUUCUUCACUCGUGCUGAGCGGGAUUUUUUGGGCUCUCCGGGGUUCCGGCUGGGAGCAGCUUCAUGACUACGCGGAGCGGGAGAGCGGCCACACCAUGCGAGCACAAAUUGAAGUGAUACCAUGCAAAAUUUGUGGCGAUAAAUCCUCCGGGAUCCACUACGGAGUCAUCACGUGUGAAGGCUGCAAGGGAUUCUUUAGGAGGAGCCAGCAGAACAAUGCCUCUUACUCCUGCCCAAGGCAGAGAAACUGUUUAAUUGACAGAACCAACAGGAACCGUUGCCAACACUGCCGACUGCAGAAGUGUCUUGCCCUAGGAAUGUCGAGAGAUGCUGUGAAGUUCGGGAGGAUGUCCAAGAAGCAAAGGGACAGCCUGUAUGCCGAGGUGCAGAAGCACCAGCAGCGGCUGCAGGAGCAGCGGCAGCAGCAGGGUGGGGAGGCGGAAGCCCUUGCCAGGGUGUAUAGCAGCAGCAUCAGCAAUGGCCUCAGCAACCUGAACAAUGAAGCCAGCGGCACAUAUGCCAACGGACAUGUCAUUGACCUGCCCAAGUCCGAGGGUUAUUACAACGUGGAUUCCGGCCAGCCUUCCCCUGAUCAGUCAGGACUUGACAUGACUGGAAUCAAACAGAUAAAGCAAGAACCUAUCUAUGACCUCACAUCCGUACCCAACUUGUUUACCUAUAGCUCUUUCAACAACGGGCAGUUAGCACCAGGGAUAACAAUGACUGAAAUCGAUCGAAUUGCACAGAACAUCAUUAAGUCCCAUUUGGAGACAUGUCAAUACACCAUGGAGGAGCUGCGCCAGCUGGCAUGGCAGACCCACACCUACGAAGAAAUCAAAGCGUAUCAAAGCAAGUCCAGGGAAGCACUGUGGCAGCAAUGUGCCAUCCAGAUCACUCACGCCAUCCAAUACGUGGUAGAGUUUGCAAAGCGGAUAACAGGCUUCAUGGAGCUCUGCCAAAAUGAUCAAAUUCUACUUCUGAAGUCAGGUUGCUUGGAAGUGGUUUUAGUGAGAAUGUGCCGUGCCUUCAACCCAUUAAACAACACUGUUCUGUUUGAAGGAAAAUAUGGAGGAAUGCAAAUGUUCAAGGCCUUAGGCUCUGAUGACCUAGUGAAUGAAGCAUUUGACUUUGCAAAGAAUUUGUGUUCCUUGCAGCUGACCGAGGAGGAGAUUGCUUUGUUCUCAUCUGCUGUUCUCAUCUCUCCAGACCGAGCCUGGCUGAUAGAACCAAGGAAGGUCCAGAAGCUUCAGGAAAAAAUUUAUUUUGCACUUCAACAUGUGAUUCAGAAGAAUCACCUGGAUGAUGAGACCUUGGCAAAGUUAAUAGCCAAGAUACCAACCAUCACGGCAGUUUGCAACUUGCACGGGGAGAAACUGCAGGUAUUUAAGCAAUCGCAUCCAGACAUAGUGAAUACACUCUUUCCUCCGUUAUACAAGGAGCUCUUUAAUCCUGACUGUGCCACCGUCUGCAAAUGAAGGCGACGAGAGAACUGUCUCAUAGUCAUGGAAUGCAUCACCAUUAAGACAAAAGCAAUGUGUUCAUGAAGACUUAAGAAAAAUGUCACUACUGCAACAUUAGGAAUGUCCUGCACUUAAUAGAAUUAUUUUUCACCGCUACAGUUUGAAGAAUGUAAAUAUGCACCUGAGUGGGGCUCUUUUAUUUGUUUGUUUGUUUUUGAAAUGACCAUAAAUAUACAAAUAUAGGACACUGGGUGUUAUCUUUUUUUUUUUAAUUUUAUUUGGGUAUGUUUGGGAGACAACUGUUUAUAGAAUUUUAUUGUAGAUAUAUACGAGAACAGAGCGGUACCUUACAUGAUUACUUUUCCUGUUGAUUGUUCAAAUAUAAUUUAAGACAAUUCCACUUAAUAGGCUUACCUAUUUCUAUGUUUUUAGAUAGUUGAUGCAUGUGUAAAUUUGUAGCUGUCUUGGAAAGCACUGUGCAUGUAUGUAAUAAGUAUAUAAUAUCUGAGAAUAUUAUAUAUGAUUUUACUUAUUCAUGCACAUGCACUGUGGCUUAAACUACCAUACCUACUAGCAAAGGAGGUUCAGUCAGGCUCUCUUAUAUUCUUUACCUUCUGUGUUACAUGUUACCUUUAUGUUAGACAAUCAGGAUUUUGUUUUCCCAGCCAGAGUUUUCAUCUAGAGUCAAUGGCAGGAUGGUACCAACUCAGAAAUAAGUCAACGAAGGAAUAAAUAUAAUGCAUGGCCUCUGUAUAAAAGCUCUAUUUCUAUCAAUGACGUCAAAGCCUUGUCAAGAUGGUACAUAUUUGGGGGAAAAAAAUAAGUACUUGGAGCCAUUUUCCUGUUUUAAGAAUUAGACCACAGAUAAUAUUGUGGAGUUCAGGACUUUUUUGACCAAACAAUAGAUAUUUCCUCUUUUUCACCAGGACACAUAAAACACUAUUUUUCUUUGGAUUUCAGGUUGUGAAAGAAACUUGAUUUUGGUGCUUAUUGUGUCAUCAACAGAGAAAUACAGUCUGUAGAUUAUCACCACCAGCAAUUUUUUCUAAUAAAAUGAGAGUAGAAGAGUAAAUCAGAACCCAGGGUCCCAAUGCCAUUUCUUGUAAAGAUUUUCUGUAACUAUUUUUUUUUUUUUUUUUUGGCAAAGAAAAGCUAGAAAGAGAAUACACAAAGUAAUGAAGUAGUUCUUUCUAUUCAUUCUCUUUAAUAAGUUUGAUAGAAAAAGCAGCAAUAAAGGGGGAAGCAGAACUUUAUAUGUCCUUCUAGUCUGGAGCCUCUAAUUCUUUUCAACUCCAAAAUGCUGUAUUAUAAAAAUAUAGCAAAAACUUGAAGAUUAGAAGAAAAUAUUUGAGUUAUUCUAUAGAAUGAAUACACCCCAAAGCUAAAACUAUUUCCUAUGCAACUUGGAAUUGCAUCAUCCAUCUAGCCUGAGAUUAUGUUUUUAGCAACUUUUAGAAGUACAGAAUGCAAAAGGUGAGAUCAGGAUUAGAGAAUUUAGACUUAGUACAAGUUCUCACUUCUCUACCUGCUCUCCAAUCAAACUGAUCACCAGGAAAGCGUCAACUCCAAGGAGUUUGUUCUGCCUGUGUUCUGGAAGCCUUAUGUCUUUGGUCUCGUCUGAUCCAAAAUGAGAUUUUUAAAAAGGAAGCUGGAGGAGAGCUUUGUGUACAAGACAAGGAAAAUUAUGAUCUCCUGUAAGAGUAGCCCAGCCACCAACUCCUGAAGACCUGCCCCUUUUCUCCUUGUCAAACACGAACAUGCAUGUACACGCGCACACACACACACACACACACACACACACACACUUGCUUCAUAAAGUUUCCAUCAGUGGAAACUUUGAUUUCUUUUUAAUCUCCUGUGCUCUCCCGAAGUCGCGUGGUUGAGAGCCAUCUCCACAGUGCCACAGAACUCCUCAUUGAUGAGCAAACGGUAGUGUUAGUCUUUUCUUUUAGAAAACAGAGCCUUUUCCCACCUCAUGAUUGAUGAAUUCCAAACCAAUGGGGAAAAACAAAAAGGCUUUAAAAUAAUGAAUCUCUUUCUCAACUACUGUUAUAUUCAAUUAAUUUAACUACAUUGAACCAAAUUACCUUCAGUGUCUAAGAAGACAGCUGUAGACUGCUUAUUAUGCUGCUAUAGGGACUCAAUUCUUUUUGGUGUAAAUGUCACUCCUGCUAGCUCUUUGUAUAAAGAAUUAAUUCCAAGAGUCAUAUUUCCUUCUAAUGGAAAGAUUACUCUACUGAUUGCUAGGAAAACAGGGUAAUGGAAGGCACUCAAUUAAACCAAGCCGUUUCCAAAUGCAAUGUAUGUUUUAUGAUUGGCUUGUGAUAGGCGAUGCUUAAUGUGUCUACUUGGUGUUUCCCUCUGAGCUUUGAACUUAUGUCAAACUUUGUUUUCAUUGUUCUGUUGGCCUAGUGUUUUCCAUUGUCAGCCUGUAAUUCCUGCUCAGUUGCAAAGGGAAUCAUUUGUUUCCUCUAAUUUACCUUAGAGGAUUUAAAUUGGCUCAAUUGAUGAAGUGGCUGAGAAUUUUUUCCUUACUUGUCCCAUGGGUGAUGUAGGAAAAAGAUUGUUCCCCACGUCUGCCUCAGGAGGUACUGGAUUUGAAUUUGUGUUGUUUCCACUAGUGCAAACAUUUCAUUGGGACGGCAUGAACCUUUUGAAGCUAGGGGACAGGAAACAGCUAGCGACUGAACCAGAACAAAACAGUGGAAACCAGUACACAUUCAGUUCACUUCAGUGGAGAAAAAAGAUUUACAUUUUUUGCCACAGCUGCCAAAUCUGCCUAUUAGAAGAGAACCAAGUCAUAUUUUCAAUGGUAACAAAGCACCUUUAAAAGUUGCCCUUUGAACAUCUCCUGUGACUACAUGUCGAGGUAUUUUGAAAUUUUGGUAAGAACUUUCUUUCUCACAUGUAAUCUCUGUCCCUUCCACAUGAAGACUCACAAAUAUUCUCAACACAUUCAUGGUAAAGCGUGCACUGGAAGAAAGCACCCAUGAUCUGUACUUUUCAAUUCAUGCUUCGUAAAUGACAAUCACUGCUUGAUGCAGAUGUUGCACUGUAUCCACUCAGGGAUGUUUCAUUUAAAAAAAAAGGUACAUCAAGAACAAGGGGGAACAAAACAGGAAAAUGACAACAAAUUGUAAAUGGCAUAAAUUAAAUAUGCCAAUGAGAGAACCUCUCUGACAAGGCUUUCAGACCAACGAGCUGUAACUUCAUGUUGUAAACUGUUUGGACUUGCUGAAAAGUUGCACAUGAAUAAGGACAACUUAGUCUCAUUUUCUAAACUCUGCUAGGAGCCAAAUAAGCCAGCUGCCCCAUUUAUAGGAAUGUAUAUCUCCCAGCAAACCGAAGCUUCCUGUACAAGGAAAAUACAGAAAUCUAAGCGGUGUUAGAUGAACCUGACAAGGGAGGUGAAGCUGUGUGAAUUCAAACUGCAAUCUAUCUAUGGUCUGUAAAAGGAAAAGCAAAUUUUGGAGGGAAUAUAAGAGGAUAAGGGAUUCCAAAUCUGGCUAAAUAUCUCAGCUAUACCCCUACUGUCCGUGACUCAGUCACCUUUGUAUCCCUUUUUCUGAGGCUUUUUUAUCCUCAAAGACUGAAAGCUGAGGGUGGAGAUGUGCUCUACAAACAUAUCCUUUCCGGAUUUCCCUUGUUUUAAUAUUGUCUUCAGGGCUCUGUACUAAAGGGCCACUGAGUAGGUGAAAACAAAAAAUAUAGUGGUCUCUUGGGUAAUUAUACUUCCCUGGCAGAAUCUGAGAUACCCAGAAUCGUAGUGAACCCUGGAUAUCAACAAGAGGUGCCAGGGAGGCAUCAGGACAUUUCCUAUCAUAGCUGCCUUGUUCAACACUUAACUUCACAGCAGUCAAGAUAAACUGUAGAAAACCACGCACAUGGAUAGUCAACUCACGCUCACUCUCUACAAUCCCAUGUGUACUAGGCUUGAAUGCAAAAGCAAUUCUUGUGUCCCAAGGACAACCUAAAACUUAACGAGCAUUUUUCAAAAACAUCAGUCAGAUGCAAAUGAUGUCAGUUUUGUUCCAUGUUCUUUGUUUUCAUUUAUUACAGAAGCAAGGAAAAAUUCUACUGCUAUUGAAAAUUAGAAGAAAUAACUUUAUCCUGGCUCUUUUUUUCUCUAUAAACUUUUGUUUCCAAUGAAGUUACUAUGAUUGGCAGUAAAUUCAAGCAAGGACAUCUGUGCCCUGACAGAGCCACCAUUCAAUAGAACAGCAGUAACUUUAAAAUGUUCAUCUGUAGUGAAACUUUG
Equus caballus (horse) is the source of this 5866-nucleotide messenger RNA. RefSeq names its product RAR related orphan receptor B (gene RORB). Gene Ontology annotation, molecular function: melatonin receptor activity; zinc ion binding; RNA polymerase II cis-regulatory region sequence-specific DNA binding. Gene Ontology annotation, cellular component: nucleus. NCBI's taxonomy places the organism in Eukaryota, Metazoa, Chordata, Mammalia, Perissodactyla, Equidae. Gene Ontology annotation, biological process: regulation of transcription by RNA polymerase II. The record is from RefSeq and is a predicted model, not a curated record.